UUGUUUGCAUAUCUACGUUUAAUAGUAGCAGAAGCUGAGUAUACUUUAUCUUAUUUGGCAUAUUGAUAUUAUGCAUUAUCCUGGGGUUGUAUAUAUCUUAUUUGUCUUAUUUGGCAUAUCGAUGUUAAUACAACUUCGAGAUGCUGUGUUUACUUUUCCCCUAUAUGUCUUACCUGGUUAGAUAAAGGUAGUCAUGUGAUAUCAUUCUAUAUGUUAAUGCCGUAACCGCAAACACGUUAAAUGAUUGACAUAUAGUUCUGGUAAUUUAAAAGUAUGAGACACAUAUUAAGAAAGAAGGCAUUCAUCCUUGUAAAUACAACCGUGCUAGGUACAGUAUCAUCAAGAGUGUAAAUUAAAUGUCCACGUAUUUUGAUGAAACAUACUCCUUUAACUUACAUAUACCCCUACCUUAUGAUAUUAAGUGAUGGUCAUUUUAGAGUCAGCAACAUGACAGGAAAGAGCAAGAUAUGUACGCUGGUGCUACUACUGUACGUGACAGAGGUCGCUGGAGCGAUGGUCAAUAAUUCUGAAUGUCCUGUCAUUUUGGAGACGUCUAAUGGGACCACAGGCCCCAAACCUGUCCUAGAGAAACACGAGUCAGCCUUGCUAAUACUCCUUGGAUUCGGUGGGUUCUCCGUCAUUCUUGCUCUGAUACACAACGCAAUAAGGAAGCACGUCUUUCAUGAUAAAAACAACCUUGACACGACCUUUGACGCUGGAGGUGAUGUGAGUACCAGUUUGACGGCCGUCACUGUAGCAUCACAGUUGUUUUGGCCUGCUGACAUCCUCCAGAGUGCAACUAUAACAACGAAGAUUGGAAUCGCUGGACCGUUUUGGUAUUCUGUGAGUGUCAUUCUUAACAUUUUCAUCUUUCCCAUCUUCUCCGUUUAUUUCAAAACAAGAGCGCCUGGAGCAAAAACCUACCUACAGAUCAUUAAUGCUAGAUUUGGUAAGAAGGCCCACAUAGUAUUUUGCUGCUUUGCACUCGUCACUAAUAUGGUUAUCAUGACAGCUUUACUGUUGGCGGGAAAAUCAACCAUCCAAUCACUGACCAAAGACAUUUCAGAUGAAUACAUCCUUCUCAUCAUGGCCACAUUGUUUGGAUCCUAUUCCCUGAUUGGUGGAAUUGGAACAACGUUUUAUGUGUCUUAUUUCAACGCCUGUCUCAUUUUCAUUUCAUUGGCUGUUUUCAUUGUGAAUGUUCUACAUAAUAAUGAUAGUGAUAACAAGAACAUAGGCAACGCGGCCAGAAUGUACAAUGUAGUUUCGUGUGUACAAGGACCUGCUGAAAACACCGGAAGUAGUUUUCUGACCUUCCGGUCUGGGGUUGGAAUAAUCUAUGGCGUGGUAGGUUUCUUUGCAGCAUCUGCUGUCACCUACUGCGAUCAAGCUUCUUGGCAGAGUAGGAUUGCAGCCAAACCGAUGCAGGGCGUUUGGGGAUUCAUCCUGGCCGGCUUUAUGUGGUUAGCUAUUCCGUCUACAAUGGCGACUACCACAGGCAUAGCUUACAUAGCUAUAAGUGCCGAAAACAGUACACACUUGUUGACACCUGACCAAAUUGAUCACGGACUGGUUACACCGUUUAUUGCUGAGAAACUUCUUGGACCGACGGGGGGAAUCAUGAUACUUACAAUCCUGUCCAUGGCCCUAAUGUCCACAGGGUCCGGGGAAGUGAUGGCCAUCUCGUCUAUCAUCGUUUACGACAUCUACCAGAUCUACGUCCGGCCCUUCCGUAAGGGUCUGCCAGGAACACAUUGCAUCUUGUGUGGUAAGCAUGUGAGACUCCCGAAGUCGGACAUCCUGGUCCCACUGACAACCAACACCAAUUCCAAAGAGGACUCCGACACUCCGGCGUCAGAUAACACACAUUGUGACUGUCAACCUGUCGCAAACUGCCACCAAUGUGACGAAGACAUGCGCAGAUGUGCAGUGAAAAGAACAUAUGACGCCAUUCCACUGCACAGAUGUACUGUACACGGUCAAUACCGGACGUACCAGAAUGUCCUGAUGGACUUCAAGAACUGGUGUAUCGUGUGGGUGACUGUCGGUAUCAUACCGUUCGGAAUGAUUGUAUUUGCGAUAGGUAUAGAUCUCAAUUGGAUAUUCUACGUGGGCGCUAUUGUCACCAUACCCUGCUAUCCGGCUGUCAUUUUAUCUAUUGUAUGGGUUAAAGCGACCUCUCAGGGACUUAUAGCAGGGGGAAUACUCGGUCUUUUGAUCGGUUUAGCUGCCAUGCUUGGUACUGCAUCAACGUACGAGGGAGGCUUGAACAACUUCCUUCUUAACACAUCACAAGACUACUCCAUUUUGGCGGGAUCUUGUUGCAGCUUUGGCUUCAGUUUGGUUGGUUGUAUGAUAGUGUCCUUUUAUACUCAUACGAUUAAAACAGAUGCUGACGCUGAUGCUGAAUGGAAGAAAAUAUUCGACAUUGAUAACCCACUUCACCCAUGGGAACUGAAUCUUCGACAGGAUCUUAAACAACAUGUAUACGACAAGAAGCCAUCAUACAAUCAAGUUGAAGCUACUUUUCGAAAGGCCAAAAUAACCGCCUACGUAUGUGGAGGUUUGAGUAUUUGCCUGGUUACCUUUGUCAUUCCUGGUAUCAUGGCUUCUUUCCCCGUCCUCAAUGAGACUCAAUUUGAGAUUUGGGUUGGUUUGACUCAAGCAUGGGCUGUCGUCAUGGGAGCUAUUGCAAUUGUAGCGCCUCCUGUAGAGGAAAUAUUAAACAUCCGGAAACAAUACCGUAAAAACAGAGAGCAUGGGAUUCCAUAUCCAAUCUAGGAAUUAUUUACUUAUUGAAGUCUGCAAUAAUUGAAAAACCAUAAAACGUUAAUAUUAUCAUACAAAAACAAAACCUAUUUAUUAUACCAGAAAAGACGAAAUCCUUUUGAAGAUAAUAUCUACAGAUUAUAAUUAUAUAUAUAAACAAAAUAUACACGAGAAAGGAACAAGUUUGUGUGAGGGAAAAAACGUAUGGUUGUGUGAGGGAAACGUUAAAAGGUAUGGUGGUGUGAGAGAAACUUAAUGAAUAGGUAAGAUUGCGUGUGGGAAACAAUGUGAAAAGGUAUGGUAUUUUGAGGAAACAUGAUAAAUAAUAUGGUUGUGUGAGGAAAACAUAAUAAAAAUGUAUAGUUUUGUGAAGGAAACAUAAUUAAUUGGUAGUGUUUUGUGAGGGAAACAUUAUAUAAAUGCUACAUACAUUAGAGUCUGACAGUGACCAGGGUCACCCCGAGGGUUAGUCCGAAUUAUUCUGACGUUUUAUCGACUUUUUUAUCGG
Messenger RNA from Mizuhopecten yessoensis (Yesso scallop), 3277 nucleotides. RefSeq lists its product as uncharacterized. Bases 373 to 2781 code for a protein of 802 amino acids. Gene Ontology annotation, biological process: urea transmembrane transport. Lineage: Eukaryota; Metazoa; Mollusca; Bivalvia; Pectinida; Pectinidae. Gene Ontology annotation, molecular function: urea transmembrane transporter activity. The transcript has 7 exons. The record is from RefSeq and is a predicted model, not a curated record. Gene Ontology annotation, cellular component: plasma membrane.